UUUUAUUUUUUUUUUUUUCUAAUUUCUUAAAUAAAAAUGACGCAACAACGUCAAACUUCACCUAUGUCAAUUACACAACUUGUUCAUAAUAACGAUAUAGAAGAUCCAGAUGUAAAAUUAGCAGCAGAAGUAUUAGGUGAUAUGGCAAGAUUAAAACAUAAAAAUGUUAUUAAUUUACCACCCAUUUCAACACCUUCUACCACGCCUAGCUCACCUUUACCUACACCUACUACUUCCUCAAUGAAUGAACAACGAUUAUCAUUUUCAAGUGACUCUACUAUGAACGAAGAUAGUCAACAGCGACAAUCUUCAAAUUUUAUCCAUCGAGUCUCUAAUAUUCCAAUUGUUAACAGCGCUUUAAAGGCUUAUGAAAAUUCAAAGAAUUCAAGUUCUGUCAUGAAAUAUGGUGCUGAAAUGGUUGAAUCAUUUGCAGCCCCUAUUUAUGACAAGUUUGGUAAACAUGCUUUAUCUGGAGUUGAUGAAUGGGGUUGCAAACAACUGGAUAGGUUAGGAGAAAAAUAUCCUCAUUAUGUUAAUCCAAAGGAAGAAAUGAAAAAGGAAGAUAUGGAUACUGAGGAAGAUGAAGAUGAUGAUGACGCAAGAUCUGCUACUUUUGCUCUUUCUAGAGCUACAUUAGUUGAUGAUAAUAUAGAAGGAGGAAUCCGUAGAAGAAGAGAAAAUGAAGAAUACAAAGCUCGAUCUCGUAAUGCUUCCCGAUCUACAUCUCCUCAUAGACCUCAUGGUAUUACAAAAGCUAUGCCUUAUAGAUAUCGUCAACAACCCCUUGUACGUAGUAAAUGGCAUCAAAUUGUUAUGCAUGCUUCUUCUGCUGCAGGAACAACGGCUGCAGUUAUAAGUGAAGAAAGUAUGAAAUGUUUAAAGUAUUGUCUUAGUUGGCUACAGUAUGCUUCACAACAUAUUGAUCAGCAGAUGACUUUACUUCGUGAUUUUUUAGUCUCUUUAACAUCCAACACUACAAAGGAAGUAACGACUUAUGAUAAUAACCCAUCUUCGACAUUAACAAAAAUAAAAAAGGAAAUAGUGGAUACACUUCGUAAAGUAGUUGAUGUGAUAUCUAAAUAUGCUGGUACAGGAUUACCUGAGCAAGCUAAAGCAGCUGUACGUGGAUUUAUUCUUGCACUACCAACACGUUGGGCGAUUUUAAAUAAUAGUACGACUUCAUCAAACACAACUUCUCCUUCCACCUCUCCCUCUAUAAAGCCCGUAAACACAAAUGUUCAAGAGACUUCAAUCAAAUUAUUGAAUUUUGGUGGUGAAUCGAUUGAAAUGAUACAUUCUGUAUCUAAUGUUUUUUCUGAUACCAUUGAACGUGCUGAAUUAUGGUUGGAGCGUCUUCGUGUUGUUGGUGUUGCAGGACAUCGAGUUUCUUCUACUCAACCACAGCAAAUGGAUUUAAAUUAAUUUAUAUACCACACACACACACACCAUUCAUUCCUUUUAUUUUAUUUUAGUAUAUCUCUCUUUACUGGAC
Cokeromyces recurvatus is the source of this 1492-nucleotide messenger RNA. Its product is annotated as transcription factor Opi1-domain-containing protein. Gene Ontology annotation, molecular function: transcription corepressor activity. Bases 37 to 1422 code for a protein of 461 amino acids. The record is from RefSeq and is a predicted model, not a curated record. Gene Ontology annotation, cellular component: nucleus; endoplasmic reticulum. The transcript has 4 exons. Gene Ontology annotation, biological process: endoplasmic reticulum unfolded protein response; phospholipid biosynthetic process; regulation of transcription by RNA polymerase II. Lineage: Eukaryota; Fungi; Mucoromycota; Mucoromycetes; Mucorales; Mucoraceae.